AGUCACAGUGUUGCGUUAACCUGAGCCAGACCCGUUUGUCGAGCUGGGCUCUUCCACAUGAAGAGUGAGUAUCCAACCCAACCAACACUGAAACCAUCUCCUGCGCGCCUUGGACGCACAAAGGAAACCGCUCUGCGUCAGAACACAGAAACGUCUGAAGUUUUACAUUUUCUUUUAUAAAGUUGUACUUUCAUCGGACCCAGAAUGAGAGUCUGAAGAAGACAUAGAUUUAAUUUUUUUUUUCUAGCUUUUUGGGAUCUAAAAUCUCACGAUGGAUGAGCAAGACGGCAUGUUAGACUUCCAGGAGCUGAGGGCCAAGUUCCAAGACAAGGAAUUCCUCCUGUGGCCACCAAAGAACAAACCUGCUGUACCAGAGAAGCCAAAGGUUAUCUCUCCUCCCCUUAGCCCCACUCACCACCUUCCGUCAGGAGCACGCCCCUCACUGCUCACCUCUAUAAACCAGGCCUUGGAAUCAAAGACAGUGAACACCCCUAGAGUGGUCUUUAAGGGUGAGAAGAAAGAUAACAAAAUGCUUCUUAUUCAGAAUAACUCAAAAGUCAAAGAAAAAUCUGACUGGAGACCGAAGGAGAGUAAGGAAAAGACAAAGGAAAGCAAAGAGAAACUGAAUGAAAACUCAUCAGAUCACAAGGAGAAGAAUGGUAAGAAGCUCCCAAUCUUCAGGACACAGAAGGAGAAUACAUCUGAGCUGGUGCCUGCCUCGCCUCCUCUGAAGGCCAAAACACAAAGGAAGAAGAAUAUUCUUGGUUUCAAGAAGUCUUCCAAGAAAGACACAGAAGCAACCUCAGCUGAAUCAAUCCUAGACUCUACGACAGGGGAUAUUGCUGGACCUGCACUAAUGAUCCCAGUGGUUUUCGAUGCUAAUAACACCCCACAGGAAUCUAUAUACUCAGUACCGAAACAGGUUCUACCAAAGAUUACCAUCCCUGAAUCCAGUGCUGCAGUGGACCUGACAACACUCUCUCCUAUUCCUGAACCUCCUGAAUUCUCCCCUCCUCCUGCCAUCAUCCCAGUUGUCCCAGUUUUCACGAUUCCAGCCCUAAAGAGUGAAACCCCACCUCAGAUUGAAAAUCCUGCUGUGCCAGUUUCCAACCUGCCCAGCCAAAAUAAAAUUGCUCCCAUUCCUCCCAUUGUUGCUCCCUCCCGUCCACUUGUCGCUCCUCCCCCUCCACCUGUUUCAGCCCGCUCCCCUCAAAUUAUUGUGGCUCCCUCCCCUUCACAUAUUAUGGCUCCCUCUCCUCAAUCCACUGCUCCUCCCUCCUCUCCACCCAGAACUGCCCCUUCACCAAGAGCUAUGCCCCCUCCUCCACUGAGUUUUGCCAUCUCUGAUUCUCUUUCCGAGGCCUCUGCUCGCUCCUCAUCUCCUUCUGACCUUCAGGUUGCAGCUGGUUCUGACGUGGAGGUUACACAUCCAACUGCAGAGGAUGCAAUGGACUCUCUUUCUCUCAAACCAGAACGUCCUGUCUCUGCCCUCUCUGCCCUGGAGAGGGCAGAGGACAUGAGUACUGGGAAAAGAACCCCACCGAGUGACCAGAGGAUUUUAAGCGCUCUGGAGAACACACGCAGGAAGGCAGCCAGCCCGCUGUCUAGCCACACUCCCCCACCUGAAGACUUUCCUUCUCACCUGGACCCCGCCCCUACUGAUGUAGUUUUCUCACCUAUUGAUUAUGAGGGAAAGAAACCCUCCUCACCAGAAGCUUACGGCACUGACCACAGGACAGCUUCUCCGGUAUUGCAAAACGUCACUGUGGAGAGGUCUAACCUUCCCUUAGAGCUCCUUCUGGUUCCACCUCCUCCAACCAUACAGGUCGUACCUGAGACUCAGGGUCCCGCUCCAGAGAAUCCUGACAGACCUCUUUUUGUCAAUUUGAGUGAAUUUAUUCCCCCUCCACCUCUUAUUCCUGAAGAGAUUCGUGUUCCACCUGAAUUUUCAGAACCCGACGCCACAGAUGUCCCAGAGUUUGAUGAUUUGACGGAUGCCUACUCCCCCGAGCUCCCAGUGUCAGAGUGUGGGAAUGAGGACCUCACAGGUCCUGAUGUUCCAGAUGAACCGAACCAGUCAAAGAUUAUCAGCAAUGGGAUCACUGAUUCAGAAACUAAGGUCUACACUGAGACAGCGUAUGGAGAUGACCAAGAUAAUCCUCCACAGAAACAACCCUUCCAAGCUGUUCAAGACCACUCAACACCAAAGGAGAACCCUCAAACACUAUACCAGAGCAGUAUGAAUGACAGCAACGAAAACUUGUACGAGGCCGUUCGUUUGUCCUCUGGCAAAAAAAAGGAGAAGGGCAACAGUGGGAAGAAACGCAAAGGGACCCUAAAAAAUCCAUAUGCUGAGAAUGCACGAGAAACGGUUCAGGAAAAACCCAAGACAAUCAGGUUUGGCAGGAGCGAAAAAAAGCAAACCUCAGCCAAGCCGGAUGAGAAGGAGCUGAAAAAGAAGGAGAAGCAGCGGCUGGAGAAGGAGAAGAAAGAGCUGAAGGAGAAACAAGAGCGAGAGAGGAAAGAGCAGAAAGAGAGGGAAAAGAAGGAGAAUGAGAUGAAGAAAAAAUUCUGUGUCACAGGGCAGGAGGAAGCCAUGUAUCAGGCAAAAGUAAACGUAACUACAAAGGGCAGUAAGAACGAUCUCCCUGUCAAGAAUGGAGACGUCAUCAGCAUCAUCCGAACGACCAAGUGCCCCAAAGGGAAGUGGCUGGCCAGGGACAGCAGUAACACCUAUGGGUAUGUUUCUGUGGACCACUUGGAGAUGGACUUUAGGGAGAUGUUAGAGGUGGGAAAGAAGACUCCUCGCAACAGCACCAUCACAGAGGCAGAAACCACCACAGACGGCAGGGUGCUGAAUCACUUCAGCCAUUCAGCGGAAAGCUUCACAGAUGACAGUGAGGAGUGGGCCUGUGAAGACGAUGAUUCGUUCUCACCUGCCCCUGAAACAUCUCAUCAGUUACCAGGAAGUCACACAAGGACUUUCUCCAUGCCAGAGACAGGAAACAAGGACCUUGCUAUAAACCACCAGUACAGUCACAGUGACAUGUGUGACAGCUCUCAGAUCCAAGCGAGACAAGAAGCACUUCAAAAGUUGGCAACAUUUUUAAGGUCAUCAAAAUCUUUGGAUCCAGCUCCAGUUGAGCCCGAACCAGAAAGGAGUUCUUCACCUGUGCAGGAAGAAGCUGUUAGUGAGCCACAGAUAAGUUCAACUCAGAAGACAGAGUUUGAUCCUACAGCCAUCAUUUUACCUCCUCCCGACAUGUAUGCAGACUUUAUGCUGGAUUCACCGCUGCACAGUGAGCCAAUCAAAAAUCUCCCAUGCUGACCAGGAUCUUUCAACUGUGACAAGUUGCUGCCAUGUGAACCUUUGACAAAAACUGCAUCUUUUUGACUUCAACUUUAUUUAUCUGAGAACUGUAUGUAUGGACCAAUACACUGAUGUGAACCAGCAUCUAAGCAGAUGGAUAUGUUAAUUAUGUUCCUUGAAGACAUAGGUGUAAGGAUUCUGAACUUUGGACAGGAUGAAAUCUCCUUUUUCAAUGAGAGGAAAUAAAAAAAAACAUACAGACUGGUCAAAACCAGAAAAUACAACUCAUGGUGGAAGUAUGGAAAGGAUUUAAUCAGUGUUUCCAGGGUGGGAUACCUUCCUGAGGAAAGAAAGACAUUCAAAUUAAGGGAAGUCCUGCAACCAACUUUUUCUCAGUUCAGCCAGUAAUUCAAAGUUGGAUCACAGCUCAAAGAACCCGGACAAGAGUCUGGAUGUCUUAGUCCACAUGAAGCGUCGACAGGAGGUGGAUCGCUUUUAUCUUCUGCUCUAAAAAGGUUCGGGGUUUGCUGCAAGGGACUGAACAGAUGAAAUACACUUAGAAAUACCCACCUUCUUUUUCACAUAACUAUCUGGAACUGGUCAGUGUUUGCAUCCCUUAUUUUUUUACGUUAUAGAAAUCUUUUUCUAUUUUUAGUUAAUACUGGUGACAACCAUUCUGGAUUGUUUAAGAGUAUGCAUCUACUGAUGAACAUCAGCGGAAAAUAUAAGUUUAUUCUGCUUACUUAGUUUAAAUCACUUUGUGUAGCAACAUUAACGUUGUUGGGCCGAGAAAAAGGCUACAAAUUUAACUGUCUUCUUUAAAGCAUGGCCAGUUAAUGUCUGGACAUUUUUUAGUGUGAGAUGUUUUAAAUUGCAAAAAUCUGCUAAACCUGGGCCUGCUGUCUGGCUAGCUAUUAGUUUCCAUGAGGGUUUCUUCCCUUUUCUACAACUCACUAAAGAAUGUCAUCUUUCUAACAAAGGAGAUGAAAAGAAAAUGCUGGUAACUUCACAGAACCUCAUUUCAAAGAAUCUAAACUAUCUUAGGCUUAUUAGCUUGCAUUAAUAUAAUAGAGCCAAGAGCAAAGACUGUGAUGAUAAAUACAAAACUUUAGAAUAGUGUUCGCUCUCCUUCAGAUGUAACUGCAGCUUUUAGAUGAAAACAUCUUGCUUUGUUGUGUUUAAUUUCACUGUUCUGCAUUUGUCCAUGUACCUCAGAUGCUUUCUCACAAAGCAAUUUAAAGGGUUACAAGUGUGUAAUUUAUGCGUGUAUAAAAGCUCUGUAAUGCAAAGAGACUCAAUAACAACAUCGUUGUUUUGCAUGUUUUUUUUUUUAAUAAAUACCUCUUAAAGUGCAA
Girardinichthys multiradiatus is the source of this 4665-nucleotide messenger RNA. Its product is annotated as titin. The transcript is spliced from 20 exons. Lineage: Eukaryota; Metazoa; Chordata; Actinopteri; Cyprinodontiformes; Goodeidae. Gene Ontology annotation, cellular component: plasma membrane. The coding region runs from base 272 to 3328 and encodes 1018 amino acids. Gene Ontology annotation, biological process: integrin-mediated signaling pathway; T cell receptor signaling pathway; protein localization to plasma membrane. The record is from RefSeq and is a predicted model, not a curated record. Gene Ontology annotation, molecular function: protein binding.